Messenger RNA from Sphaeramia orbicularis (orbiculate cardinalfish), 1933 nucleotides. It is a transcript of the gene jpt2, whose product is annotated as Jupiter microtubule associated homolog 2. Gene Ontology annotation, cellular component: nucleus. Lineage: Eukaryota; Metazoa; Chordata; Actinopteri; Kurtiformes; Apogonidae. The record is from RefSeq and is a predicted model, not a curated record. Bases 112 to 756 code for a protein of 214 amino acids. The transcript is spliced from 5 exons.
UCUGUGUCACAGCGGGGCGGACACGCGCAAGCAGGAGGAACUUGCUGGUCGUCCAGUUGGCAAACUGACUAAGUUAUCUUCGGUAACUUGAAGGCUUUAAACAAAACCACUAUGACUUCGACGAACAUGUUUCAAGGGUUGGAUACGGGUUCAAAGCCAAGCUCAAGGGUGCUACGGCCUCCUGGAGGUGGCUCCAGUAACCUGUUUGGUGGCUAUGAAGACGACUCGGCAUCAAGAAGGCCCAACAGAAUGGCCUCUACAGUUUUUGCUCCAGCAGAAGAGCCCCAGAGUGUUCCUAAACGCUCAAAUCCUCCAGGUGGGAAGAGCAGUGGAAUAUUUGCGGAAGCUGAAGCUCCAGCACAGCCGCAGAAACCCAUGGCUCCAGUUGGACAAACUAGCAACAUAUUCGGGGCUGGUGAAAGUGCACCUGCCCCAAGCCCAAGCAGGAACCACCCAAAUAAGCCAAAGGACAAUCUCAGUGUGGGACCUGAACCUGAAUCACCAGCUCCUGCAGUCAAAGUCAGCCAACCUGAGGUGAAGGUGGAAUCCCCAGCUCCAGCUGUUGCUCCAGUUAAAGAAGAGCCUCCUGCUCCUGCAGCUGCUGCUGCCCCCCCUCCAGAGCUUCAGCCCGCCUCUUCCUUAGCAACUGACGAAGCUUCGCUGAAGAACCACGAGCCUCACCUGGGACCCAAACCACGUUCUCACAACAGGGUCCUGAACCCCCCUGGAGGAAAGUCUAGUGUGGUAUUCUACUAAUAGUCUGAACACACCACUCCUCCCUGUUUGUCUGUCUACCCCAUAUCUGCUCCUCUGUUAAUCUUCUCUCAUUCCAACACCCCUCCCCCAAAUGGUUGGUUCAGCUUUUCAACUUAACACAGCCCAGGAAUUUUCAUUUUUACACCAGAUUCAUCAUCACAUAUGCCCUCUUCAAACUUCUUGCACUUUUAGCCCUUUUUCUGGCUCCCAGCUCUUUGUCCAUUAAUGUUGUAUUAAACCCUCAAAUAUACAAUCAACAAAACUUCAAUCUACAGGAUAGCUAGUACACUAUCACUUUGUUCUGUGUCAGUGUUGCUGUUUUCACGGUUUAUGUUGAGCGUGUUUCAAUCUACUUUGACCUUUUUAAAACAUUGCAUCUCAAAAUUGAGACUUCAGAAAAAGACUGUAAAGUUUGUCUGCCUUAACAGCCCUGGAUUUAAAGGUUAAUGUUUAGGUUUACAGUCAGGAGGGGGUGAACAGAUUCUCACCAGUGUAAAAUGUUUCAGGGAGUUUCCACUAGUGCCACCUUUUAUGUGUGGGUAGAUUAUGAUCGAAUGGUUAAAUAAUGCAUGCGGUAGAUUACACCUAAUGACGAUGAAGCCUUACAUCAUCUGAUCUUUUUUGUCUUACAUUAAACGUCUGCUGUCAGAGCACAAAGUCUGUUAAUAGGAAGAAUGCCAAAAAUUGACAUUGAAACAAAGACAAAUCCUUUACUCCAAAUAUUCCAUUUUGAUUUUAUUCGAAUGUAUUGUGCAGGUACUUUUCUGCUUUGUUCCAAUUGCUUGCUUUAUAUGAGAACAUGCCUUUUUUUUGCUUGGGGUAGGCCUCUGUUUAUGUUUUAAAUUAAAACGGCUGAAGACAAGUGAACUCCGGACAAGCGCGUGGCCUACCUGAGUCCAGGUGGGCUCUGUAAUAAUCACCUUUUCACCCACUUCCUGACGCACAUUCAUGAUAUUCAGAUGCCAGCCUGUCCCCUCUAUUGUUGUGCCUGGCAGGCAAUGAGCACAGCAGAAGGAAGAUAUCCUGUGAAUUGCAAUAAAACUGUUGUUUUGCAUUUGGACUUUGUUUAUUUUCUUUUACCAAAAGCAUAAUAUCAUUCACUCUUUCAAUAUGGCUAAUAAAAAAUGGUGUAAAAGAAAGUCUAAGGUCAGAGAAACAAAUAAAAUAUUGGAAAUGC